This is a messenger RNA of Eublepharis macularius, 3473 nucleotides long. It is a transcript of the gene RFXAP, whose product is annotated as regulatory factor X associated protein. Gene Ontology annotation, biological process: regulation of transcription by RNA polymerase II. Gene Ontology annotation, cellular component: nucleus. Lineage: Eukaryota; Metazoa; Chordata; Lepidosauria; Squamata; Eublepharidae. The record is from RefSeq and is a predicted model, not a curated record. The transcript has 3 exons. Bases 90 to 770 code for a protein of 226 amino acids.
GGACGGAGUCGUCAGGCGGCACCGGCGGCAGCUCCGCCGCCUUCUCCUCCCCUUCUCCAUCCCCGCCGCAGCCGCUCACGCUGCUGGUGAUGCAGCCCUGCGGCGGGGGCGGGGACGGGGAGGCGGUGGGCGCCAUGCUGCAGCCGCCGGGCCCGGCCGCCCAGGCCGCCUCGGAAGCGGGCGCGGCUCAGGGCGGCCUCAUGCUGGUCUACGAGCUGGACCCUGCGGGCCAGGCGGAGGCGGGCGGCGAGAGCGCGGGCAGCCCCGGCGGCGGCCUGGACGAGCUGGACGACGAUGAGGAGGGCGGCGGGCAGGGCGGCGGCGGCUGCAAGAGCUGCACCUACCAGGGCUGCCGGGAGACCACCACGCAGGUGGCCAAGCAGCGCAAGCCCUGGAUGUGCAAGAGGCACCGCAACAAGAUGUACAAGGACAAGUACAAGCGCAAGAAGAGCGACCAGGCCCUGGGCGGCGCCGGAGGCCCGCCCGCAGCCGCGGCAACGCAGGGAGCAGCGGGCGGAGGAGCCGCCCCGGGAGGCGGCGGGCGGGUCGAGGAUUGCACUGAAAAUGCAGCUUCUGCAUCAAAACAAAGAACGGGUUCUAUUGGUGAUCGGCCAGCAAAACCUACGCUUUUGGAGCAAGUGUUGAACCACAAAAGACUGUCACUUCUUAGAAGUCCAGAAGUUGUGCAUUUUCUACAGAAACGACAGCAGUUGUUAAGUCAACAAGCUUUGGAGCAAAGGCAGCAACAGUUCUCUGGAGCACCAGUGUGAUAGCUGUGUGAUAGCAAACUCAUAUUUUUAUUGGAAAAUAACUUCUUCCACCAUUUUAACUGUUGUAGGAGACGUUAACAGAAUUCUGAACUGCUGUCAUUGUGGAGUGUGGUUUCAGUUGCUAUUUAGAUUGUUCUAGGUUUGCUGAUUUGUCUAUGCCCUUUGUGUUUCAGCAAUGAUGUUUGGCUUGUAUUUAUUUUAAAAUUUAUAUUAGCUUUUAUGGAUUCUUCCUUCAUUUGAAAACUUCCAUUCAUGUUCUGGAAGCUGUUCUGAGAAGGAGGCAUAGAAAUGAAUAGACCAAAUCAAAAAUAAUUGCCUAAAUGUUUUGCUAUGUGAAAAGCUCAAUAUCUUGCAUAAGGUGAUUUUUAAUGACAAUCAUUGAAGAAAGCAAUAUUUACUUUCUGUGGAAGUUGUAAAAUGUAAACUUGGAGCCAAUCCAGUAGCAUAUAUAGUUCAGGGAUAUAUAUAGGGGCAGUGCUGGACUUGCAAAUUUAUGGGGAAAGCUCAGCAAGUUCUGGCCUACUUCUCCAGUGCUGGUAAUAGAUUUGUCCCUCUGGUCAAACUAGUUGAUCAUCUUCUGUAUUAUGUUGUUUUACAACAAAUCCCAUGUUAAUAUUAAUUUUGUAUGCAUUUUGUAAACAUGGUUUUCAAGCAUUAGUAUGGUUAUUUCAGUAUAUUACUGGCAUAAAUCAUUAAAAGGCACUCAUUUGAGCCUAUUUAUAUUAAUUUUAUAUUUUAGUAAGAUUUGUUUGUACCAAUGAACAAAUAAUGUUCACGAAUAUAUUAAAGUACCAUUUUUGUAUUUUUGUAAUUUUUAGGCUGCUAUUUCUGAACAUGUUUAGGAUUUUUUAAGUCUUUUUGGAUAAUAGGUAUGUCAUCUAAAAAAUUUUAUAAUCGGAUUUUAAAAAGAAGUUUCUGUUGAAUAUAUUGGGUUCAAUUCUACCAGGUUUUAUGCUACUGCAAGAAGGGUGGAAAGCAAUCUUGCCAAAUCCCUUCUUCACUACAGCCUUGACCAUAUGGCAUUUUUGUCAUCUUGGAUUUCAUGAUGCUCAGAAUAAUUUUUUCAGGAGUCAAAAGGGGCCCUUUUACCUUCUUGCGCCAGUGAAAUACCUGGUAGGAUCCAACUCAUUGUAUGUAGGUAUCUUGUUCCACCAUAGUAUGAACCUGACUAGUAGUGGAUACCAGAAACGAUCCUUGCAGUAUUUCUGGCAUGCUCUUUAAAGAGAAAGGAACUGUAUGCUAUGCUGAGAUGCAAAUAGUAUGCAAAUUUCAAGUGCUCAUGGUGCUUACCAGUUCUUACUAGUUUGACUGGAUAACAAUUUGGAUAACAUUUUUCCAAUUCUAUGUAGAGGAAGUAGUUAAAUGCAAUUUAUGUUAGCAGCAACCUUCUGCUUUUCUGUUUGCUGUAUUUGCUGUGUAGUGGAAAACUUCAUUGGCUGAGGUCUGCUGUGCAGUAAGGAAUGGGUGAAAUGUUCCAGCAAUUUGCUGCCACUAAUUAGAUCCAGUUCCUUUUAAUAGUGCUUUGAGUGUCUGCUGAUCAAAAAUAGCGGUUCUCAUUCUUUAAUUAUUUCAUGCAAGAUUUUAUCUUCUCCUUCACCAGUAAAGAGAGUUUCAGGUGGGUAGUCAUGUUGGUCUGCAGUAGAACAGCAAGAUUUAAGUCCAAUAGAGAUUUAAGUCCAAUAAAGACCAACAACAUUUCCAGGGUAUAAGCUUUCGAGAGUCAUUUGACAAAGGGAGCUUGAUUCUCAAAGAGGUAUACCCUGGAAAUCUUGUUGGUCUUUAAGGAGCUGCUGGACUUGAAUCUUGCUCUUUACCAGUAAAGAAAUUCAUACAUUUCCUGCACUGAGAGUAGUUGAUCACACACCUGCAGUGGUCUACUGUUGGGGAAAAGUGUCAUGGAAACUACUUUGUAGUUAUCUGAGCUCAAGCAAAGAUGGAGAAUUUUUUUGAAAAGAGGAAACUAUAACUGUUGUUCUUCUAGGUUUUCAUGCAGGCACACAUUGGGAACUGCACUUGCUCAGGCCAGCUGCUCAGAACAGUAUUUUCUUAGCUUUUAGACUACUGAGGGGGUGACCUUCCCCCUGGACUGCUCCAGAGCAUUUUUUCCCACCCCAAACAGUAACAUGGUUUAGAGAGGUCACCCCCUUUUCCUCUCAGUUCUCCUGUGCCUCUGUGAACCCAUCAACAGCAAACUGCAGAGAGCUCACAGCAGGACAGGAGGGAGGGAAUGUGUGCCUGCACAAAGACCUAGAUGAACAACAGUUACAGGUAGUGCAACUCUGUUCUCAUCUACAGUCUUCAGUGUAGUCCCACACUGGGAUAGUAUCAAGUUACUCACCAAGAAGGUAGUGGGACGCUCUCAGAUGAAGAGAUUGUAGGACAGCUUUACCCACUGCUGUCUGUCUUCUAGAGUUAGCAUCCACUGAAGGCCAUGUAGCCAUCCGGCAGAUGUCCACCAGCAGCACCCUUUGAAGGAAUGUAGCAGAGGCAGUUUGUGCUAUUGUUGGAUGGGCACAGAGUAAAUGGGCAAGGAACUGGAGCAGACUCAUAACACAUUUUAAUAGCAAGUUAUUACCUAUCUAGAUAUCGUCUGAGAUGAUGCAACUUUUCCUUUAUUGAGGCCAGAAUGGCAAACAAGAAAUGUGGAAUCCUUCUGAAAAGAUUUGACUUCUGUCCAUAUAAAAUAAAACAGCUCUCUUCACA